Anopheles arabiensis is the source of this 3248-nucleotide messenger RNA. RefSeq names its product basic proline-rich protein (gene tau). Gene Ontology annotation, molecular function: microtubule binding. Gene Ontology annotation, biological process: microtubule cytoskeleton organization; neuron projection development. NCBI's taxonomy places the organism in Eukaryota, Metazoa, Arthropoda, Insecta, Diptera, Culicidae. The coding region runs from base 282 to 2801 and encodes 839 amino acids. The record is from RefSeq and is a predicted model, not a curated record. The transcript has 8 exons. Gene Ontology annotation, cellular component: neuron projection.
GUAAUGCGUAUCCUCCGCGUAUCUGGUGGCCACUGUACAGAACGAACGAUAUAGGUGUGUGUACCGUGUGCGUGUAAAAAUGCAUCUAGGAAUAGGAAUGUUUCCAAAACAAUAGAGAAAACGAACCCACACACACAAAAAAACCACAGCCGGUCCCCAAUUUCUGUGUCCUUUCAGUCCGCAAAGCGAUCCGAUUGGAGUCGCUGAGACUCGUGUGGUCGUGUCGUUGAGCCGUUUGAGUGACUCUCGCGAGUGACGCGCUCUGCUCUGCGUCGGUAAAGAUGGACGUGCGUACGGUAAGCUUCGUGUCGGGUGGAGUUGAGCAGGCGAUGGAGUUAAGCACGCUGCAGCAUCAGCAGCAGCAGCCGUCUAAGCAGGCUGGUGGUGCGGGUGUGCGUGCCGAACGCAGUAUCUCCGGUACCGAAAGCACAAAGCCAGUACCGACAGUACUCGGUGGACCGAACCUCUUUGCACCUUCCGCCGUUAGCUCACAGCUUCAGCGUCCACAGCCUACGGUGUUAGCGGCAUCACCAGCGCCACAACCACCACUCGCUCCUGUCGUACCUGUUGUUAAUGCGCCUCCGGCCCGUCCAUCUCAACCUCCAACGACUCGCUUUGCUUCAGAACCACGUGCCGAGGUUAAGUUUGUGCCUUCGGUGCCGCUCAAGACACCGCCGGUGCGUCCUUUGCUGCCACAGCAGCAGCAACAUCCGCAUCAGCGUGACACUGGUCCGGUCCUGUUUCCGGCCCCAAUUGCCCAUCGGCCACCACCCAUCGCUCACCAACAAGCUCCCUUCGCAAUGGAUCCAGCACGGCCCAAUCCUGGCAUGCCGCCGGGGCCACAAAUGAUGCGACCACCCGGUAACGUUGGACCGCCCAGAACGGGAACACCGACACAGCCACAGCCACCGCGCCCGGGCGGUAUGUAUCCUCAGCCUCCAGGCGUACCGAUGCCUAUGCGGCCACAAAUGCCACCCGGAGCAGUUCCCGGCAUGCAGCCUGGAAUGCAGCCCCGACCACCGUCCGCACAGGGCAUGCAGCGACCGCCCAUGAUGGGGCAGCCACCGCCCAUCCGUCCGCCCAACCCAAUGGGUGGACCGAGACCUCAAAUUUCGCCCCAAAACUCAAACCUGGGCGGUGGCAUGCCGCCGGGAAUGGUAGGACCGCCCCGUCCUCCCAUGCCAAUGCAGGGUGGAGCACCUGGUGGUCCUCCGCAGGGCAUGCGACCCAACUUCUACAACCGUCCGAUGGGUGACCCUCAGACAAGCAGACCGCCCUCAGGUAACGACAACAUGGGCGGAGGUCCUCCACCAUCAUCCGCCACUCCAUCGGUGGAUGAUGAUGAAGAUGUGGUCAUUGGACGACUCCCAGCAGACAACUCGUCCGCCCUCAACAGUCCCAAUCCGGCGAGAGCUCCGCCGCGCAACUUCACCAUGCCCGGAGCAGGUCCGGGCAUUGGCGAGAGGGAAAAGUCCAACCCCUCCAGACCACCGUCCGUGGCCGGCAGCUACGGUAAGCCGAACGACCACGAGCUGGACAGUUCCGGUGGGCGACCACCGCUGCACGCGUUGAAGGACUUUAUCAACAAAGAACCGCCCCGUCCGGGGCAGUCGCCCACCCAAUCACCUUCCCCUGGCAGCCAGCAGUCGCUGUCACCGGCAAACACGGACGAGAACUUUAGCUACCGGCCAGGAGCGAAGCCAAACUCUGGCCAGCAACAACAACAGCAGCAGCAGCAACAGCAAUACAAACUGCAACCCCCACCUGGAGGUCGGCCGAACGCACCGAACCCAUCAUCGGCCGUUAGCCCCGGUGGAGGACGUGCCGAGGGCGAUAAAGUUACCUUCCAGAUUCCGAACGGUGGUGGUGGUAGCGGUGGUAGAGAGGGAUCACAGGAGUGGAACUCGCGAUCCAGACCUCCACAGCAGCACAGCAUGCUCCGGACUGGACCGAAAUCGCUAGCGCCCGAUCACAAAGGUGACAACGAUAGCGGCGUUGACGAGUACACUCAGGAAAAGGAUCGUCCCAAUGCGCUAGCAUCGCCAGCGUCACCACUGAAGUCGCCGAGCAAGAUACCGGGACUAGCCAGAAGGCCGGAAAACAUUUCGUCCGAAAGCCGAUCGCGGAGCACCUCGAAGCAGCGCGCCAACGCGAAAACACCGGAAACGCCCUCCGACCAGCCGCUAAUCAAAAAAGUACCAAUGAACAAAAUACAGGUCGGUGGGGCACCAUCUCCGAAUCUGAAGGUCGUGAAGUCAAAGAUCGGCUCGCUGGAAAAUGCCAGCCACAAGCCGGGCGGUGGCAAUGUGAAGAUUGAAACGAAGAAGAUCGACAUCAAGGCGGCCCCACGAAUCGAAGCGAAGAAUGAUGCGUACAUACCGAAGGGUGGCGAUAAGAAGAUCAUCAGCACAAAGCUGCAGUGGAAUGCAAAGCCCAAGAUUGGGUCGUUGGAUAAUGCUAGCCACAAACCGGGCGGCGGGGACAAGCGCAUCGAGUCGAUCAAGACGGACUUUAAGGAGCGGGCAAAACCGAAAAUCGGUUCCAAGGAUAACAUCACGUACAAACCCGGCGGUGGUGACGUGAAGAUCGUACACCAGAAACUAGACAUCAAGGCGGAAAGUAAGAUCGGCUCACUGGACAACCUCAAACACAAGCCGGGCGGCGGUGAUAAGAAGAUCUUCGACGACAAGGAGUAUCUGAAGAACAUUGAGCAUCCGAUCACGCCCAGUCCUUCCUCGCAGCUCGAUGGAACGGAAGAAUGCAGCUACAGUAGCAACGCCGCCGAAGCCGAGCUGGAGUAGCUUUGCUAAAUCAUAAUACUGGCUUAUGUCUACACACAAUCACAUACUCACACACACACUGCUCUUGAUCUGCUUGCUGUAGCUCGAUGUGCACGCCGCCCCGCCACUGUCCAACGCCACCGGUAGUGAAUUCUACCCCCGCAGAGAGAGAGUGUCGUUUGGGCAGAAGAGCAGACGAUCGCUAUUGCUGCACACAUAGUACUCUGCACCAUCGUACAACAUCGAUUUGUUCGUUUCAUUUCGAAUUGUAGGUGACUCUGCUCAACCGUUGUUCUAGAAGAGGAAAAGAAUGUUGUUUGCGCGUGUCUUUAUAUGUUUGUGUGAUGUGAUGUUUGUUUGUGUGGUUGUUUGUUUUCGCGUUCUAAAAUUAAAAUGUGCUCAAAAUUUUGUAUAUUUUCUCCCUUUAUUUUCGAUUGGAUUUCUUGUUUCUUUUUUUACCUUUUGUUG